CUGAUAUCAUUUUGUUUCGCUUUUCAUCUACAACACAAGUUAUUCUCUCAGGUAAUCUCGAAAGAUGACCAUAAUUGGUGGCAAGCCAGAUUCGUGUCUCGUUUCCCUUCUCUUGGAACAUCUUGUCUACUGUCUAGCAAUAUAGCUGGCCUAAUUCCUUCUCCAGAGCUGCAGGAAUGGAGGACUGCAUGUCUCGCGAUGGAGCGGGCUAAGGAUAACUCGCACUGUAUGUGGUUCGCCAAGAGAAAGAAGUAUUAUUCAACAAAAUAUCUCCAGAAACAUUCAGCACUUUUCGAUCAGCUAGAUCUCGUCACCUAUGAAGAGGUACACGCAUUAGUAUUGUUUUGA
Haemonchus placei is the source of this 348-nucleotide messenger RNA. The record is from the annotation of a GenBank genome assembly. Lineage: Eukaryota; Metazoa; Nematoda; Chromadorea; Rhabditida; Trichostrongylidae.